Messenger RNA from Propithecus coquereli (Coquerel's sifaka), 1032 nucleotides. RefSeq names its product WW domain binding protein 5 (gene TCEAL9). NCBI's taxonomy places the organism in Eukaryota, Metazoa, Chordata, Mammalia, Primates, Indriidae. Bases 238 to 552 code for a protein of 104 amino acids. The transcript is spliced from 2 exons. The record is from RefSeq and is a predicted model, not a curated record.
ACUGGUGACGUAGAUCUCAUGUGACCAGGAGUCGACGUGUGCAGAAGUCCUGCUAGUCUAGUCCUUGUUCCCGUCUGGGUACCAGCUUCCUUUAGCAGUGCAGGCGGCCGCCCCGGAGAAGAGUGGAAGGAGAAGGAGUCAACUUGCGGAAAUUUUGCAGAAGUAACUACAUUCAAAGGGGAAUAGCAGAAAAAAAGAAAAGGAGAGAAGGAAGGAAGAGAGGCAGACAGACACAAGAUGAAACCCUGUCAAAAAAUUGAAGGAAAACCAGAAAAUGAGAGUGAACCAAAGCUCGAGGAAGAGCCAAAGCCUGAGGAAAAGCCAGAGGAGGAGGAAGAGCCAGAGGAGGAAGAAAAAGCAGAAGGAACUUUUAGAGAAAGGCUGAUUCAAUCUCUCCAGGAAUUUAAAGAAGAUAUACACAACAGGCAUUUAAGCAAUGAAGAUAUGUUUAAAGAAGUGGAUGAAGUAGAUGAGAUAAGGAGAGUAAGAAACAAACUUAUAGUGAUGCGUUGGAAGGUUAAUCGAAACCAUCCUUACCCCUAUUUAAUGUAGUUUACCUUGAUCUUUAUUUGAUAUUAACAAUACCAUAUAGGUUUCUUUUUGUUAGCAUUUUCCUGAUAUGCUUUUGUCCAUCUUUCUACUUUUAACCUGUUGCUGUUAGUGGUUUUAGAUGUAUCUCUUGUUAUCUGCAUCUCAUUGUUUAUUGUAUUUUGAACCAAUCUACAAGACUCUGUCUUUUAAUAAAAGAGCUUUACUCAUUUGUAAAAAAGAGGUUCCUGAUAGGAUAUAAAAUGAAAAAAGGUUACUAAGUAAUAUGUGAAUAUCAUAUUUUUGAAAGGUAAAAGUACAUUUGUAUAUUACAUAUAUGCACUUAAAACCUUGUUUAGGAUGAAAGAUAAAAAGUACAGUCUUGGUGGUGGGAUUAUGAAUGAUUUUUAUUCUUUUGCUUAUUUGUAUUUUCCACAUCUUUAAAAUGAGCACACAUUAUCAUUGCUAACAAUAAUAAAAGUUUUAUAACAAAAAAGGAGCAAC